Molecule: messenger RNA, 1026 nt
Organism: Leishmania mexicana MHOM/GT/2001/U1103
Lineage: Eukaryota; Euglenozoa; Kinetoplastea; Trypanosomatida; Trypanosomatidae
Product: putative mitochondrial carrier protein
Exons: 1
Coding region: 1-1026 (341 amino acids)
Biological process (GO): transport
Molecular function (GO): transmembrane transporter activity
Source: RefSeq, a predicted model, not a curated record
AUGGUCGUGGCCAGCCCCUCCUGGCCGACCUCCGUCGUGCCACAGGUGGACGAGCGAGAGUGGGCACUCCUGCACCUCAUGAAGACGUCUCUCGUAGCGCUCGUCCCCGGUGCGGCGCAGGGCGCUACCACCGUGGUGCUCGGUCACCCACUUGACACCGCGAAGGUUCGCAUGCAGGCAGGCGGGCCUCACACGUGCCGAUCUACCGUUGGCACGAUGUGGUCGAUGGCCACGGCAGAGGGUCCAAGAAGCCUCUACCGCGGGGUGGCUCCUCCACUGCUAAUGGAAGGCGCCAAGCGCAGCCUGCAGUUCGCCUUGUGGGACUGGAUGCGUGCCUUCGCCAGGAACGCGCCGGAAAGCUGCAACGGCGCUGACCGAGCAGCUAGAGAUGGUGCGGGUGGCGCUUGGGACGCUGCGCGCGACGGCGCACAUGGUGGCUUGGUAAGGAUCGGCAGCAACAGCUUCGUAUGCGGUGCCGUGGCGGGUGGCGUGGGGACGCUGAUUGGGUGCCCUAUGCACGUUAUUAAGAUACAGACACAGUGCCAGACCGCCAUGGACACGCGAAACGCCUGGACGUGCACGCGACGUAUCUACCACCGGGAGGGCCUCUUCGGUUUUUACCGUGGCUUUCGGUACAACGUGGCAAAGGACGUGUGCUUUGCCGGCAUGUACCUCGGCCUCUACGCACUCCUGCGCGAGCAUCCUCUCUUCGAGCCGCCGUCCGCAAGCACCGCUGCAGAGACGACAACGACGACCCGCCCUUCGCGAAAGACAAACAUGAGCGCCUUCCUCUCUGGCGCAGUCGCCUCCAUGGCUACCUGGGGGCUCCUCUUCCCGCUGGACACCAUCAAGACAUUGGUGCAGGCACGACAGGCACACGCUAUCCUUUCGGUGCUGCGCCAGCCCGCUCUCCUCUACAGGGGUUUGGCCGCCUCGCUCAUCAAGGCGGGCCCCGUUUCGGGGGUGGCGAUGGCCGUGUACGAGCAGACGUGGGCCUUCAUGAACAAGCGACCGAUGUUUCGCUAG